Messenger RNA from Gamsiella multidivaricata, 2054 nucleotides. RefSeq lists its product as uncharacterized. The transcript is spliced from 3 exons. The coding region runs from base 195 to 2003 and encodes 602 amino acids. Lineage: Eukaryota; Fungi; Mortierellomycota; Mortierellomycetes; Mortierellales; Mortierellaceae. Gene Ontology annotation, molecular function: zinc ion binding. The record is from RefSeq and is a predicted model, not a curated record.
CGAACAUAAUACAGCUUCACCUUGCAUCUCUUCAAUCUUUUCAUGCAUCGUUGAAUUCCCUGCAUCUUGACCUGAUUCCACUCUUAUUCCUCUCACACCUGCGUGUGACAGCCGCACUUUGUAGCGCAACAGUCCAUACUGCACACAUCCUUCGUUUUCUUUGACCCUAUCUCUGGCAAGACUGAUAGAACGCUAUGACGAAAAGGCUGCUUGCCAUUGCCGAUACCAAUGCCGAUACCUCUAUGGUUCUCGCUACUGAUAACAAGGCGGAUGCUGGGUCGCUGGAGAACGACUAUGACGAGCUUGUCGACGAGGACUGGCUGGACAUGGAUAAUUUGCCAACUUCAGCCCAACUGACAUUACUCGAUAAGACUCCUCUAUCUAUUCCCGCCGAUGAUGACCACCAAGUACCCUCGUUGCCCCUCUCUGCCGGAGCCAGGCAGCAGUCUGUAGGGAGCUCUGCAAGCGCAGUAACAGGUGCACCUGCAACCGUUUCCCCUGCAACCGUGGGUUUGUCAGGAAUAGAACUACAUGACCUUCAGCUACAGCUACAGGAGCACCUUCCAGGAUCAACUAGUCCCUCGCCAUCCUCGCAUGACUCUGAGUAUUCUCUACUCGACCCUUCAACAGAGCAAAGUCGAAAGAAUUCCAUGUCGAGCAUCACAGGCUUCCAUGCGCUCACCCCCACGAGCCCUUCGACGAGCGUCGGUGACGAUUUUUCUGGGAUCGAGUCGGCCUCCGUAGGGUCAUUUAAUAAUGGAGUACCCAGCUCUGUUUCUUCCGAUAGAGAGAGCCCUUCGGAGGAUGACAACGAAGACGUGCACGUCGUAGAUGAUACGUCUGACAAGAGUGACAAUGGAGGGUUACAGAACAGCCUGGAUCUAGAGCCCAUAAGCGGCGCGGAUUAUACGGUAGAGACGGCACCGGUAACCUUGACCUUCUCUGCUCUGGCCUCUCCGCCCGCCAGUACGCCAGCUCGACGGGCUAUGUACAGAACCACUGUGGAGAAUGCAGCCAGCGAUAGCGAGGACGAGCGGGGGUUACGCAGCCUGCCUUCGGGAAUGCGACAUAGAGGAUUUCGCAUACAACAGGGCAACCCAGAGGAUCUUCGACAGCCGUUUUUUAACGCGUCAGCAGCGAUACCGACCAUGCCUGGAGCAUUCACUGCGGAAAUGGACGCAGAGAUUCCCCAACGUGGACAACCUACGACGCCAGCAGUAACAGCAACAGCGACGAACGACCAACCUGUAGAAGAACGACAAUGCAGGAUCUGCCUUGGUGGAGUUGACGAGGAGGACACAUUAGGACGAUUAAUUUCGCCUUGUCUGUGCAAGGGAUCUAUGAAAUAUGUCCACGUUGAGUGUCUGAAUGCCUGGAGAGCUAGGAGCCCCAAGCCUGAGAGCCAUUACAAGUGCGACACCUGCAAAUAUUCUUUCUCGUUCCGUCGAACGAGCUUUGCUCGAUAUUUAGCACAUCCCCUAACUGUCUUUGUACUGACCAUGGCGGUGUUUGCUGCUGCUGUUUUUGCUGCUGGAUUCGCCAUGAAAUUGUUCUUCUACCUGAUGAUGGAUGAACCUCAAGAAUUCAUCUAUCCUGCCGAUCUUGAUGAUUAUGACGAUGUUGAGCUCUUGCGACUGAAAGAGAGCGUAGUUAUCUUCAGGACACCGGAUAGUCUGCGGGCUGUUUUCCGGAUUGACAAGAGCCAUAUGGUUUUUGGAUCGUUCUUUGUCAGUAUAAUUGGAUUCCUACAGCUUCUGCUCUCGGCCCUCUGGAUGGGUGGGGGCGGCGGAGUAUUCAGGAUCGGCGGGUUCGGACUCGGAGGUGGAAGACGGAGAGGUGCCCGUGGCGAGCGCCAAAGAGAGGCCGGGAUCGGAGGCAUGUUGAUGGUCAUGAUUUUGGUGUUUGGACUGUUCAAGUCUUUGUACAUGACCUACCAGUUUGUGCAUCGUGUAUCGCGACGCGUGCUGGCCAAGGCUGAGAUGAUGGUGUUGGAAGUGCAGUAACGGUCAAUAACUCUUCGCGCUCUUGCAUAAUAAAAAUGUUGCUUUGUUAUA